AUGGUCUAUCUCCGAAUAUUGCUACCAAUUCUUCUUUUUCUACAUUUGCGAGUUUAUUCGCUAGCGCUUAAACAAGAUCUUAUCAUCUCCAGACCUCUAGAAGACGUAGUUCCUGUUCCAAACCAAAUCUACUCAAGAUUACACACUUAUGCCCAUCUACUAGAUAUAGCAUAUUGUAUCGAUGGCCUAAGGCGUAUUGAAGAGCCCUUUGGAUGUGAGCUUGACUGCUCAGCGCUGUUCCCACACUUGCAAUUGGUGCAUCAAUGGUACUUUGAAGAUUCCAGUUGUGGAUACAUUGCAAGCACCAACGAAACGCUAUUUGAUGCAAACUCAACAGAGAACAAUGGAAAAUAUACGAUAGUCGUGUCUAUAAGGGGUACACGUUCUGUAUCGGAUACGAUGACCGAUCUAAACUUCGAUAUGACACCCUUUGCAGUCCCUGGAAAUGCAAUUCCGGCUUGUGGAGCACAAUGUAAAGUCCAUGCUGGUUUUCAUGGCUACUAUAAAGAUGCCACGGCAAUGGUGCAGCCUUAUGUAAUGUCGGAGCUUAAAAAGGGUGGGCCAGAUGCACAGGUGCUCAUAGUGGGCCACUCUAUGGGCGGCUCAGUUGGGCUUCUCAUGGCGCUUCAUUUCUUAUCCAUUGGAGUAGAAAACAUAUACUUGGUGACGAUGGGACAGCCAUUGGUCGGAAAUAGAGAGUUCGCCGAGUGGGCCGAUUUUGCGCUAGGAAGCAGGUAUCUGCUUAACCUGGGGCCAAAAAAUCGGAAAUGGCUUCGGGUGGUACAUCGAAACGACAUUGUCACUACCAUUCCGCGGGGCUCCUUCUUGCGCCGAUACGAACAGUUUGAUAAUCAGAUAUACCUCAAUGUGUCUGCGGCAAAUGCACAGCCCAGAGCCGAACAGGUGGUUGAUUGUUUAUUAGGAGAUAAUCGGCAGUGCAUUGCGGGCGAUGUGCUGCUGCCACGAUUGUUGAGUGACUAUUUGCUCAGCCACAACACAUACUUCCGUCAUUUGGGGCUAUGCGGCAUCCAUUCUGACAAACGGGAUGACCAGGAAACGAGAAGUUUUUGA
This is a messenger RNA of Australozyma saopauloensis, 1071 nucleotides long. RefSeq lists its product as uncharacterized. Gene Ontology annotation, biological process: lipid metabolic process. The record is from RefSeq and is a predicted model, not a curated record. Lineage: Eukaryota; Fungi; Ascomycota; Pichiomycetes; Serinales; Metschnikowiaceae. The coding region runs from base 1 to 1071 and encodes 356 amino acids. The transcript has a single exon.